Messenger RNA from Dermacentor silvarum, 917 nucleotides. Its product is annotated as 39S ribosomal protein L28, mitochondrial. The transcript has 6 exons. The record is from RefSeq and is a predicted model, not a curated record. Gene Ontology annotation, cellular component: mitochondrial large ribosomal subunit. The coding region runs from base 59 to 859 and encodes 266 amino acids. Gene Ontology annotation, molecular function: structural constituent of ribosome. Lineage: Eukaryota; Metazoa; Arthropoda; Arachnida; Ixodida; Ixodidae.
CAUGGUGCUCGGCGUGUGUAGAGCGUGUAGAGACUAGAGAAAGCACCGGUGGUUCACCAUGUCCGCUGGGAAGAAAUUUGUGCCGAUCUUCGAGCGAUUUCCUGCACAUUAUCGGCGAUUUCUCGAAGAUAUGAAGAGAAAGCCUGCCCCCGUCCACUACAAGCCUCCGGCGGAGAAAUUCGUCAAGAACCCCGUAACCCAAGAAAUUGUUCGGACUGAAGAAAGACCAAUUCAUGUGGUGUAUCCAAGAGAGUGCCAGGAAGGCAUCUGGGGUGGAGAAGGCAUCGUGCCUGGCUAUGCUCCCAACAGCGUAGGCUACUAUGUCAAGUACUUUACUCCACAACUGCGCCGGGUCAUUCUCUACAGCGAGAUCCUGGACAAGUACAUGCGUGUCACGGUCACCGAGAGGACACUGAUCCUCAUCAACGAACACUUCGGCUUCGACUUGUACAUCUUGAAGACGCCAGUACAAGACCUGCACUCCCAACUUGCACUUGAUCUGCGACGGAAAAUGUUGCUGGCUUUGGCAAGGAAAGACCUGUACCCUGACAAACCGGAGAAGCAGAAAGAAAUUCUGGAGAAGUACAAGGAGUUCAUUGUACCCGAGGAAGAAGCCGACUGGUUUGGCCUGACACUGUGGCAGGCCGAGAGGAAGCUCAUGGACUACGAGGACGCCCUCCCAAAGCAGAAGCCACUCAAGUACCAGUUCCUGAACGACUUCUUGGAGGAGCUGAAGUUGAAAGAAGAGGAGAAAAAACAGCAGGAGGCGACAGCUGAUCAGCAAGAAAGCUGGGUCUCGAAACUUAACCCAUUUAGGCGGUCACCGUCAUCGGGCACAAGCUCGCAGUCAUCGUCGUAAUUACUACGUUAGCUCAUUUAGUCAAACAAGAGUCAUAUAAUAAAGUAUUUUGUUGACA